AUGUCGCAGUCUACCAUAUCUGCACCUUCACAAAACCAGGUACUGUCGGACUCUCAGCCUACAGACACGAGGAAACCUAGCCCAUUUGCCAAGUUCGACAAUCGGAUAGCGGGAAUCAACGAUCGCGUUUUACCAAAACAACCAGAAGAGCAGCUCCAAUACAUGAGUCUUCUUCUACACCAGGAAGACGACGAAGCUCUGUUGAAAGUGGACGGCACCAGAAUAGACGAAGAAGGACGACUACUUGUUCAUGUUCCCUCCCCAAAACCGGAAGCACCCAGCAGGCCAGAUACUCCCCACGACUCAGGACCUAAGAAGAAGAUCAGCCUGAAGGAUUACAAGACCAAGGACCGAAGUAGUGUAAACACUCCCGAGCGCAGGCCUGCAGACGAUAUUCGCAAGCAAGCAAUCAAAAGUCACAAGGAGGAGGAGGUGCUCGUGAAGGAAGAGAAGCACCAGCAACCAUCACAAUCGACUUCUCAGAUUGACCAGAAGCCUGAGCAAAAGUCUGAGCGGAAAUCCGAGCAGAAGAUAAUCCCUUCAAAGGUGUCUGCUCCUGCGGUCAAGCCGGACUCCAAGCCGUCAUUCGCAACGCCUACACAGCAUGAUCAUGGUUCGCAACGUCCAGCCAAGAAGCGGAGAUUGUCUGCAGAGGAAGAGAAGACACAACCUAGUCGGACCUCAACACCUGUGCUGCAAGGAGGACGUAUAAAGCAGGAGACUACUGAGAAGCGAUCACUACCUGCUUUACUAUCACCAGACAUACCUCCGUCACAGAAGUCGUCGUCCGAAAAGCCUACAACUGAGAAGGAGAAGAAGAGGAAGCAGGAGCUUCCAGUUCUCCUUUCUCCGGCAUUGCCACCAGCUCUCGAAAAAGCUGUCGCAGAGUCGUCCCAGCGAAGUGAUGAAGUCAGAGCAAUUCUGAAAUCUAGCAUAGCCUCACCUGCCAGGUCGAGCGACAAGAAACAUAGAGAGGUCGCCGCUAAAGAACCAAAUCGUCUACGAGCAGAUAGUCAGGCUUCCGCCAGACCUACUACGCCAGGCAUAAAGAUCUCAUCACCUGUACCUAAAUCUGUGAGCGCGCUGAAUCAAUCAAACACUUCUACAGCCAACAGCAGAACGGCUAGUCCAAAACCACGGCAGAGACAUAUUAUUGUCCUUAAAUAUGGCAAGAAGAAUCGCAAGCGGGUGGAAGGGCUACUCAAGUUUGCACCGAGGCAGAAAAAAGAAGCAUCCACGGUUAGUGAGAAGGAGAAGGAAAGAGAGAGAUCGGUCGAUGUCAAAAUAAUGACAAAGGUGGAUCCCCCGAAAUCUGACAAGAAACGUGCAGCUGAAUCUUCUCCGGAGAUGUCUACAAAGCGAAUGAAACUGGAACCACUCAUCAAGACGGAGAGGCCUACCACUCCCAGGCUAGAUGCUGAAGCUGCCAAACCCAAAUCACUGUUCUCUACUCCUAAGAAGGAUCUGAGAUCAAUAGCGAUGCAGAGAGUGGCUUCCACCGACACGAUUGAAGCAGGAACUCCAGGGCACGACAACGCUCGCAAUUCCACGCCACUCACGAUGUCUCACACCUCACGGCCAAAGACCUCGCCGGGUCCAUCUGUAUCAGGAGCACGAACCGAUGAGCAGAUCACGUGGAACGACAUCAGCACCAAGAUAUUCCAACUCGGCAGACUCCUUAAGAAGGAGGGUCAAAAGCUUGCCAGUGAGAGCCAGGGGAAAGAAAAGCAGAGAGGUGUCGUGCUACUCAUCGAAGCGCUACUUUGCUUUAUGAUCAAUUCAGGGGCACUGGCUCAAGCACGACCCAAUGUAGAUCCUGGCUGGUCCACCAUUCUCCCUUACUACACUAUGGUCUUCAAGCAGUCUCAAUCUUACAAACAUCUCAAUGGUCUUGUGGUGCAAUUAGGCGGAGUCUGCCGACAGCAUCUGCAGCAAGAACACGUUAGACGGCUUGCUAAAGAGAUGCUGCCAGACGAAACAGUUUCGGCUCCUACACCUGGAAGUGAUGGCACAACCAGGGGCGUUGACGACUUCGCGAAGAAGCAAAAAACUUUUCUUGACCUGCGAAACGAGCUUGUUUCCAAUUUUCGGGAUCUGAGACUGGCCUGGCUGGAGGGCUCAAAGCUACUGCCUGCGGAAACUAUCGAGCAAGAUUAUCCCAGUACCUGGUCGAAACGUAUAUCGACGAAGGACUUGAGCAAGCGCAAUCCGGACAAACUUAGUCCAAAAGAUCUGCCCAAGGAUUUUCCCAUGCCGCUGGACGUCACAGCCAAUGUCUUUGAAGCCUCAAAUUUCGCAUUGGCAUUUAUGCGAGAAUGGGCGCUGAUUGAGCAGAUUGACUGGAAGACAAGGAUGGAGAUGUGA
This is a messenger RNA of Lithohypha guttulata, 2364 nucleotides long. RefSeq lists its product as uncharacterized. The transcript has 2 exons. Bases 1 to 2364 code for a protein of 787 amino acids. Lineage: Eukaryota; Fungi; Ascomycota; Eurotiomycetes; Chaetothyriales; Trichomeriaceae. The record is from RefSeq and is a predicted model, not a curated record.